Messenger RNA from Pogoniulus pusillus (Red-fronted tinkerbird), 657 nucleotides. Its product is annotated as killer cell lectin-like receptor subfamily G member 1. The record is from RefSeq and is a predicted model, not a curated record. The transcript is spliced from 6 exons. Bases 1 to 657 code for a protein of 218 amino acids. NCBI's taxonomy places the organism in Eukaryota, Metazoa, Chordata, Aves, Piciformes, Lybiidae.
AUGGGCCAAGGCCAACUGGACCUGAGCAAGGCCUUUGACCCUGUCCCACAUCACAUCCUGGUCUCCAAGCUAGUGACACAUGGGUUUGAUGGGUGCACCACAAGAUGGAGAGGAGGCAGUAAGGAAAGGGGGCCCAGGAGAGCUGCUCAGUGUUCAAGGAUCAGGAGCAAUGCAUCCCAAAAAAAGAGGAAGGCAGCUUCCUGUCGGUGGCCAGCAGUUGUGUCAGGCUUGUCUAUAGGCUUUGGGAUACUGAGCAUCUCCCUGGCAAUUGCUUUGAUUUGGAAGCUGAGUGACUACCAGGCACGCUGCCCUGAGCAGUGGGUGGCCUACAGAGGGAGCUGCUACUCCUUCUCCAAGGAGAAGAAUGACUGGCAUUCCAGCCAGGAAUCCUGCCAGAGACAGGGAGCUCAUCUCUUAGUGAUCAGUGAUACCAGCGAAAUGGACCUGUUCAAGAGUAUUCGGACAGAAUGUUUCUGGAUUGGACUGAGGAACAGCACAGACUCUGGCUGGAUUUGGGAAGAUGGUUCUAUAUACAAUGGUACCAAAAUACUCUCUAACAGCCCUGUGCAACACUGUGUUGUCCUGAUGAAAGACCAUCUUCAAGCCUCCAGCUGUGAAUUUCCUGCUCCAUGGAUCUGUGAGAAAUCCCUAAGAUAA